Molecule: messenger RNA, 1524 nt
Organism: Lachancea lanzarotensis
Lineage: Eukaryota; Fungi; Ascomycota; Saccharomycetes; Saccharomycetales; Saccharomycetaceae
Gene: MTC6
Product: LALA0S07e03070g1_1
Exons: 1
Coding region: 1-1524 (507 amino acids)
Source: RefSeq, a predicted model, not a curated record
AUGCGCAUGGCUUUUUAUGAGUUGUUGCUUAGCCUUUUCGUGAAGGUUGCGUUAUGUCAAGAAUAUUGGCCAUCUUUGUCGGCCGAACCUCAGCUGGCGCUGCGAUCGCAGAGAGAUCUUGGUGUGAAUGUUAGCAUUGACCAGAUCUACAAUGUGGGUGUGAACGUGGAUAAAGUAUUGGGUAGUGGAAAUCAGCCAUCUAACGAAACAGACUCGCUAAUGACCUUGAAUAGCUUGCUCAAAGUGGGCGUACAAUCAUACGUUGUUGACUUGAACGUGAGCGAUCCACAAAAUCUUAGACUCCCGUCCUCUAAUAUCAGCUUUUCUAAUCUGCUCGCAACAGUACGACAAUAUGUGACAUCCAGUAAUAACUAUCUGAACGCCAAUAUCCUGGUCUUGUUACUGCGACCGAAUUUCGACUCUACAUCAACAGCUUCAAAUUCGUCUUCAUCUCCGCUGCUUCCGAACAUAACAGCUCAGCUGGAAGCAAACCUGGGGCUCUCCAGUAUCUACACACCAUCUCAACUACUUUCCGAUCGUGAACAGGGCGUCACAGUGGGUUUCACGGGAGAUUAUAGCAAAGCCGGCUGGCCGCCUUUGGAACAUUUUCUAUACAAGAUACAAAAACGAGUAUUGGUUGCUUACAUUGAUGCAAACGUUUCAGACGUUCUACCGAGUGAUUAUGUCUUUGACGGGACAGCGCUAAAUUUCCAAACUUCGAAUACUACCCUGUCGUGCGCCUCAUAUCAAAGUCCAGAGCUUGCAAAUGUGGCAAAGCGUGGCUGGAGGUUUUUAGAGAGCCAGUUCCUUUCUGAUAACAUCCGAGAAUAUGCAAUGUGCGGCUAUUCUCCCAUUAUAGGCAACAACUAUGACCUACAAAACAUUUCAGCCAUCGCAGACCUUUUGCAAAACUCUCUGUCGUGGUCAUGGGCGUACAACGAACCGAACAGCUAUAAUGCGAUUCGCAGUAAUGCUACUUCUUUGGUUGCCUUAAGGUGCGCUGUAGUCCAUUAUGUUGCUACGAAUUCGACCAUUAACUGGGCUGUCGCGAACUGCUACGAUAAAAGGCGCACAGUGUGCCGGCAUAAAAAUGACAAUCUGGAUUGGUCAAUAUCCAAGACAAACCUAAACUACUUCUCAACGCACGACCAGGAUAAUGACGAUGUUUGUCCCGAUAAUUAUACAGUGAGUCUACCGAAAAAUCCACUCGAAGAGAGAGCUUUGAAAUCUGUUUUGACAGAAGUCGGGUCAGAAGAACUUGAUGCAUGGAUAGACAUGAACUCAAUUUCUGUGCAGGACUGCUGGGUUGCCGGGGGUCCGAAUGCCCCGUGCCCGUACGAGAAAGAAACCAGCUCCCGUAGCUUUGUGGGGAUCAUCACGCCUGUCAGUGUUUUCUCAGCGAUUUCAAUUGCUCUUCUUUUCUUUCUCACCUGGCGUAAAGUGCCUAUACAAGACAACAGGAAACAUUGGAAGAAAAUCGUAAGCACGCAUUCAACUUUACAGAAAGAAGGAGUUCCUUCUUAG